GAGGUAAGGCCUAGGAGGUGUCCCAGCCCCAGUCAGGAGGUAAGGCCUAGAGAGGUGUCCAGCCCCAGUCAGGAGGGAGGUAAGGCCUAGAGAGGUGUCCCAGCCCCAGUCAGGAGGGAGUCAGUAUGUUUUUUGACUUCCCUUGUCCUCCAAGAGUUGCUGAAUCUCCUCUACUUCAGUUUUCUCCUCAAUUCAUGCACCUUGGUUGGAGUGUGAGGCAGCAGCAGUGAUCUGUCCCCUUAGUCAGCCAGUAUGGCCCAGGCGGAGCCCCAGCCCAGUGGGGGUAGCAGCCCCCAGCUCAUCUCCCUCCAGUCGGAGAUGUCAGAGGCAUCAGGGAACCACGUAGAGGUGGGCUCCGCCAACCGGAGGAAGAGGAGGAGGAAGGAGCCCAGACCUGAGUCCAUCAUUGUGUAUCGCUCAGCAAUGAGAGGGGGCCCGGGGAGGAGCAAGGGGGAGAGGAGGGAGUGCCGAGAGGAGCACGGAGGAGGGGGCCAAGUUCCUCACACACCCACCGGCGAAGGAGGCUGGAGCGACAGGAGCAUGCCCCCAGACAGCCGUUAUGUGACCUUGACCGGCACCAUCACCAGGGGGAAGAAGAAGGGUCAGGUGGUGGACAUCCACGUUACUCUAACAGAGAGAGAACUCCGGGACAUGGCCCUCUCUAAAGAACGUCUGGACGCUGAGUGUGAGAGGGGCCAGGGCCCCAAGUGUUCCUGUGGCUUGGGGUUCUUUCAGGGCCCCCAUGUGAUCCUCUGGAGCCUAUUGUGUGCUCCUUUAGUAUUCCUUAUCGCCUUCAUCACGUCGUUUUACUAUGGAACGCUCACCUGGUACAACGUGUUCCUGGUCUACAACGAGGAGAGAACAUUCUGGCARAAGAUCACCAUCUGCCCCUGCCUCAUCAUCUUCUACCCCAUGCUGAUCAUGCCCAUGGCUCUGUCCCUGGCUCUGUACUCCACCCUGGCGCAGGUGUCCUGGGCCUUUAGUGAGUGGUGGCUGUCUGUCCGCGACCUGGAGAAGGGGUUCUGUGGCUGGGCCUGUGGGAAGCUGGGGCUGGAGGACUGUUCUCCGUAUAGUAUCGUGGAGCUGCUGGACUCUGACAACUUCUCAGGGAGCAUGCAAGGGAAUAACAAGGCCCCCGGCGAGGAUGCUCAGACGUCCUCUGUGUGAGACUGGGUUGUAUUCACUAGGAAGCAAACGGGUCGAAACAGGUUAGGACUACCUGAACUUGUCCUUUAAGAAACACUUUUUGCAKUGGUGUAUCCACUAAUGAAUAUAACCCUGGACUGGCGUCAUGGACACAGACACACAAACUGGCAUUGUUGUCAUACUUUCACAUGUUUUGAUACCUUCAAAAAGCUGAUUCUUGUUUUAACUUCUUACUAGUUUAUCUAACCUCGCAUUCUUACUGGUUGUUGUCGUAGUGAUCUCUGUGUUUACUGUUCCAAUCACCAUGUUGUUAUGUUUUAAAUGUUGUUAUUUAUUUCAAUAUUUCAACCGCUAGCUAGUUUAGUUGUAAGUGUUGUAAAAUMGAUGUUUUGUAUCAUAGGACGGGCUAUUAAAAUGUUUAAAUUAAAUGUACRGUAACAUGAGGGUUGCUAAAAUACUGCCCAAAGUUUACUGUAAACGACACAAGACCUAUCUAUCAAACAUAUUGAUAGAUUUCUGUUGAAAAACUGUUGCACUGAAAUCCUCGAUAGGACAGGAAGGAAGUUACCUUUUAUAUCUAAUGUACUGUACCUGCAUGAAGUCAUACUUUACCUUUCUCUCUUUCGGGUGGAAGAGAUUACAUUUUAAACGGUGGCAGGGUGGAAGGAACUCUGGGACAUUCAUUCAGCAGACAAGAAUGUAGAAUUAAGAUUUGAAGGAUCUAAAAGGAUUUUGGUCAGUACCUCUGUUCUCUAUAUUAAGGUAAAUCUGUGUGUGUUGUUCACUCACUCUUCACAUCAUGUUUGUUGCUCACCAAAAUGGAUGGAAAUAAAACCUGAAUACUUUUCACAGUUCAA
This is a messenger RNA of Salvelinus sp. IW2-2015, 2003 nucleotides long. The record is from RefSeq and is a predicted model, not a curated record. NCBI's taxonomy places the organism in Eukaryota, Metazoa, Chordata, Actinopteri, Salmoniformes, Salmonidae.